Molecule: messenger RNA, 876 nt
Organism: Macroventuria anomochaeta
Lineage: Eukaryota; Fungi; Ascomycota; Dothideomycetes; Pleosporales; Didymellaceae
Exons: 1
Coding region: 1-876 (291 amino acids)
Source: RefSeq, a predicted model, not a curated record
AUGCCAUUGCCGACUCAUGCUGCAGUGACCCGCUUCGUGGCCUCACUUUUGCCAUUCAAGGAAAACGAUGUUCCGCUCCUCUACCACGUACCGCGAAGACACCGAUAUGACGCAGAGCUUGCCCUCAUCGACCGCAUCGUCCUCUCGAUAACGCCUACACCAGGGGUAUAUGACUUCAUUGGGCAUACCGAAACUUACCAUCCACCGCGCACGCUAUGCUUCCUUCAUCGGCCCUGGCAACUUGACCGGCGCGCAGUACGUGGAGACACGCUCGUGCUCUCGAGCCAUACGUCCUUCGACGAGAACCUGACAGUCGGAUGGAACCCACCGUUAGCAACACGACUUGGGAUGACUGAGGAGAAUUGGUUCUGUGUACAAGGAUACAAGGGAGACGCGACAAGGAAGAUAGGCAUUGUGGGCUCCGUUUCCAUACCGCGAUACACGAUCCUCGAACGCAUACAGGGCGAGUUUGGGCAAACAGAGAUGAUACAGGAGGGCCAGUCUGACGAAAUACGCGUCGUGGCCAUCAUGAACGCAUUCAACGAAGAGGAAUUGAUGCGCGUGCUGGAUAUGGCGCAGGAGCGCACAUGGGUACCAGACGCAAGUUUCGAGGCCCGAGGGCGGCAUGUAUUGUAUAUUACAGGCCAACCUCGUGAGAGUGGAAUGUUGGCUGCGACUGCGCUGGGUCUGACCGUUGCCUGCGUCGGACACAAGACGACUGAAGAAUGGGGCAUACGGUUCAUGGCCGCAGCACUGAGGACCGCGUAUCCGAAUGUACCUGUGGAAGAAGUCUGUGAAGAAGAGGAACCAAUCAUACGGAAGCCCGUGAAAAAUGUAGUGGCUCCUGUCUCAACGCCCGUGGAGGUCAUGCAAUGA